GAAAGAAGGUGAAGAAGAGAGAAGAGAAGAUACCGAAAAUAGCCCUUAUUACGCGUGGAUAAGGAGCAAAGAAAGUGAGUGUGGUUGUGUUUAAUGGGUUUGUCAACGACUUUAUCCUUUCAUAACGAACAUUCCUUAUAAUACUAUUAUUACUGGAAGGAAAAGAGAUAAGAGAGAAGAGGGUGAGAGAUGCAGAUGAGUAGUAAGGUCACGAUGUGUGUAGUGUUAUCUCUUCUGGGUUUAAUAACAGCUCUUACCGGCUUUGCUGCUGAAGCUACCAAAACCAAGAUAAAUGAGGUCACUGUUACCACCUCUGGUUCAUUAUGCUCUUAUGAAAGAAGCACUGCUUUCACUCUCGGCUUGAAUUCAGCUGUCUUUCUAAUUAUGGCUCAGAUCCUCGCAAGCGUUGGAAGCGGUUGUUUCUGUUGUAGAAAAGGUCCUUCUCCUUCAAGAUCCAAGUGGAUCAUCUCCUUAGUCUGCUUCAUCGUUUCUUGGUUCACUUUUGCUAUAGCUCUCCUCCUGCUGCUAUCUGGAGCUGUACUCAACAAUAACCACACCCUGGAGGCAACGUCUCCCGAUCCCUACUCCUGCUACAUUGUUAGGACGGGCGUUUUCUCUACCGCUUCUGUGCUUUCUAUUAUUACUAUUGCGCUUGGGAUUGUCUACUAUCUAUGUUUGAAUUCGAGUAACCAAAACGUUGGUGGCACAAGGACGGUGGCUAACCAAGGAGGAGGGAUAGCAAUGGGACAGCCUCAGUUUCCAGAGAGAGUAGAAGAUCCUGUCUUUGUACAUGACGAUACUCACAUGAGAAGACAGCUCACUUAAAAAAAAAUACAGAACAGGGCUUGCUUGGUAAACAAGUUAGGUUUAGGAAGAUAUAUUUAGAUAAAAAGAAGGCUUUGUCUGAUUUUUACCUACAUUUUUGUAUCUUUCUGAUUUUUUUCUUGUAUGUGAGGGUAUAAGAUCAUCUCCAACUUAUCUAUAUACUUUUAUUUGUAAUAGUGCUUACAGAAAGAAAAAAAAUUCAUUCCACUUAUAUUUUUAUCUAAA
Raphanus sativus (radish) is the source of this 1050-nucleotide messenger RNA. RefSeq names its product protein VASCULATURE COMPLEXITY AND CONNECTIVITY. The transcript is spliced from 3 exons. Lineage: Eukaryota; Viridiplantae; Streptophyta; Magnoliopsida; Brassicales; Brassicaceae. The record is from RefSeq and is a predicted model, not a curated record. The coding region runs from base 190 to 825 and encodes 211 amino acids.